CCUGGAAGCGGAAUGUCCGAGUCGUGUGAAGGUGAGGGGUGGGCUUUAAAGUGAGUGGCCUGAUCACCUGUUUUGCGCUCGGAGGACAGACCAGUUCUAGAUGGUGGUUGUGCGUCUGCUUCCACCCACUUUGAGUGAUGUUCAAGCUUUUGGUGGAUAAGCUCUGCCUUCUUCAAAUCAAAGAGGUUUCAUGACUUCAUGAAACAUGGAUUCUCUGGAUCACAUGCUCACUGACCCAUUGGAGCUGGGGCCAUCAGUGGAAGGCAAUGGCGGCCAAAUCAUGGAGGAUUGUAUGCUGGGCUCUAUAAGAAUCAGCCUGCCAGAAGAUCUUCUGGAAGAUCCCGAGAUCUUUUUUGAAGUUGUCAGUUUUUCAACAUGGCAGAAAGUGCUGGUGGAUUCACAACGAGAACACUUGAAAAAGUUCCUGCCCCACUUCCCUGAAAACAAUGCUGAGUACCAGAACAACCUAAUCCUGUCUCUGUUCAGUGGAGAGAACUUCCGCUUCGGAAAUCCCCUGCAUAUUGCCCAGAAGCUCUUCCGAGACGGGCACUUCAAUCCAGAAGUGGUGAAAUAUCGACAGCUUUGCUUCAAGUCUCAGUACAAGCGCUACCUGACUUCUCAGCAGCAGUACUUCUACCGGCUGUUGAAGCAGAUCCUCGCCUCCCGGAACCACCUGUUAGAACUGGCUAGGAAAGGCGGUCCUGACCUAAUCCUAAAGAGAAAACACUCAGCUGCUAACUGUGCUGCGGAGGCCCGGGACAGAAGGACCCAUCAGCGAUACCUGAAAAUCCUCAGGGAGGUGAAGGAGGAAUGUGGAGACACUGCUUUGUCCUCUGAUGAAGAAGAUCUAAGCUGGAUUCCAACUUCUCCAGCACACUGUCCAAGCCCUGCGCUUUCUCUCAGAGUGAUCCCCACAUUAUCAACCCAAGAUAUGAAAACAGCAGAUAAACUGGAAUUUGGUGAGAACGAUCUGAAGACAAUGCUGAAGAAACACCAUGAGAAGCGCAAGCGGCAACCUAAUCACCCGGAUUUAAUGUCAGGGGACUUGACGCUGAAUGACAUCAUGAUGCGUGUGAAUGCUGGCAAGAAGGGGUCUUUGGCAGCCUUGUUUGACCUCGCUGUACUCAAAAAGAAGGUGAGGGAAAAGGAAGAGAGAAAGAAAAAGAAGCUGAAAGUGAUUAAAUCAGAAGUGGAAGACUUGUCCGAGUCCUUGGGCAACCCUGAAGGGAUCCCGCCAAUGUCUCAGGAUCCAUCCCCUGUGCCGCUUUCAUCUGUCAAAGAAGAGCCUCUUGAAGACAUCAAGCCUUGUCUUGGAGUGAAUGAAAUCUCCUCCAGUUUCUUUUCUCUGCUUUUGGAAAUUCUUCUCCUCGAAGGACCAGCUACUCUCUCAACGCUUGAGGAUAAAGUCAUGGACUGGCAGUCUUCCCCCGCCAGCACACUGAACAGCUGGUUCUCCUUUGCCCCCAACUGGUCCGAACUCGUCUUGCCGGCCUUGCAAUAUCUCACGGACGAGAGCAGAGAUACACCCUCCAGUUUUUCUCCAUUUGUUGAAUUCAAAGAGAAAAGUCAGCACUGGAAACUAAUAGCGUCUUCUCAAGAUCACGAGAAGGAGCUGGCAGCGCUCUUCCAGCUGUGGUUGGAGACCAAAGACCAAACGUUUUUCAAGGAUAACGAAGACAGCUCAGAUGCCACCACACCUGUUCCCCGAGUAAGGACUGACUACGUGGUCCGGCCUAGCACUGGGGAAGAGAAACGCAUUUUCCAGGAACAGGAGCGUUAUCGAUACAGCCAGCCUCACAAGGCCUUCACGUUCCGCAUGCACGGCUUUGAGUCGGUGGUGGGCCCAGUAAAGGGUGUGUUUGACAAAGAAACGUCUCUGAACAAAGCUCGAGAACAUUCGCUGUUGCGUUCAGACAGGCCUGCAUACGUCACCAUCCUGUCUCUUGUCCGUGACGCUGCAGCCCGUCUCCCUAAUGGAGAAGGAACACGUGCUGAGAUCUGUGAGCUGCUUAAGGACUCACAGUUUCUGGCUCCUGAUGUCACCAGCGCUCAGGUUAACACUGUUGUGAGCGGCGCUCUGGAUCGACUGCACUAUGAGAAGGAUCCCUGUGUAAAGUAUGACAUUGGCCGCAAACUGUGGAUAUACCUUCAUCGAGACAGAAGUGAAGAAGAGUUUGAGCGGAUUCAUCAGGCCCACGCUGCUGCCGCGAAAGCCAAAAAAGCCCUUCAGCAGAAGCCCAAACCUCCUGCAAAAACAAAAUCCAGCUGCAAGGAGAGUUCAGCGAAAGCCGCCAGUGGUAACACCUCUGAGCCAAGCCAGCUGAGCCUCAGCGAUUCCAGCAUGCCACCCACCCCGGUGACACCCACGGCCCCUCAGUUGCCGGCCAUGCCCAUUUCACCCCCCCCAGUCUCCGUGGUCAGCAAAAGUAUGCCGAGUGUUACUCCAGAGCAAGUGAAACCCAACCAAAGCAUCCUUUUGGUGUCUUCUCCUACCAUGCCACAGCUUGGGACGUUGCUUUCCACGGCACAGAGUACCAUCCAGACUCAGGCUGGGCCGCCGCAGUCGCCCUCUCGGGCAGCCGGCCACACCGUCUCCUCUGGACUCCCGCAGGUCCGAGUGGUAACGACACAGGCCAGCCUGCCGGCUGUGUCUCAGCCAUCCCCAACGAUAGCACAGCCACAGCAGCCACCGCCACCGACGUGCAUACCACAGAUCCGCAUCCCUGUCACUUCCGCACAAAGCAAAGUCCUGCCUCAGGGUGUUAUGACUGUCCCAGUGAAAGCUCAGACCAGCCCAGUCCAGGUGCAGCGGCCAGUCAUUUCAGUCACGGCGCCAGCCCCUAUUGCAGGGAUCUCAGCAGCGCCCAGUCCUGCUCCAAAGCCAGCCACCAGUUCGCCAGGCAUCUCUAUUCCCAACUCCUCUGCCGCUUCCUCCUCUUCCACCUCUUCCUCCUCCUCUUCAUCGGCCUCUGUCCUCCAGAAUGUUGCCGGUCAAAAUAUUAUCAAACAGGUGGCCAUUACUGGACAGCUCGGCAUGAAGAACCAGCCCGGUGGUGGCAUCCCGCUGACGGCCUCCAACUUCCGCAUCCAAGGCAAGGAUGUGCUCCGCCUGGGUCCCUCCUCCAUCACCACCGACGCCAAGGGGCAGACAGUCCUGCGCAUCACUCCGGACAUGAUGGCUACCUUGGCCAAAUCCCAGCUCACCACGGUCAAACUGACCCAAGACCUCUUCUCCGCUGCUGCCGGAAGCACAUCUGCCGGGAGAAGCAUCUCGGCGACUCUGCAUAUGAUGUCCAGCGCCAUCCAGCCUUCUGAAUCGCCGGCCAAGACCAGCGCGCCCAGCUCUGCUUUGCCCGGCCCAGCGGGGCCCACGGUGGUCAAAGUGACUCCUGACUUGAAAACCGUCGAGUCUACUGGCUCAGCCUUCAAACUGAUGCCCGCUCUGGGCAUGACACUGGCAGACCAGAAGGGCAAAGCCAUUACCACGGUGGCAACCACGGAGGCCAAGCCAGCCGCUACUAUAAGGAUUGUGCAGGGAAUGGGAGUCAUGCCCCCCAAAACCGGGCAGACCAUCACCGUGGCCACUCACCCCAAGCAGGUGCCCCCUUCUUCCACAGGGACCGUGGCGGGCACGGUCCACACGUCAGCUGUUUCCUUGCCGACCAUGGCAGCCUCUGUGUCGAAGGCGGUUGCUGUAGUGUCAGGAGGAGCCGGGACGCCCAUCACUAUAGGGACGGGAGCCACCACUAUGCGGCAAGUCCCCGUCAGCACCACUGUCGUGUCUACCUCUCAGGCAGGGAAGCUGCCUGCCCGAAUUACAGUGCCUCUCUCAGUCCUAAGCCAGCCUGUUAAGGGCAAAAGCGUGGUGCCCACCCCCAUUAUCAAGGGCAACCUUGGUGCCAACAUCAGUGGACUGGGGAGGAACAUCAUCCUCACCACGAUGCCGGCCGGGACAAAACUGAUUGCUGGGAACAAGCCUGUGAGCUUCCUCACUGCUCAGCAGCUGCAGCAGCUGCAGCAACAGGGCCAGGCGACACAGGUACGAAUUCAAGCUGUCCCGGCUUCACAUCUCCAGCAGGGCACGGUGUCUGGCUCAACCAAAACAGUCUCCACGGUGGUCGUGACUGCGGCGCCAACUCCCAAACAGACGCAAGAUCCACAGUGAAUUCAGCUGUGGAAAAUAACUUUUUCAGAGUUUACCUAGUCCUCUUCUCUCAUUUCUGCUCAUCCUGGGGUGGCACAUGGAAUGCUGGAAUUUCCCAUGGGGAAAGUUUGCCCUUUGAUUGGUCAGAGCAUAAAACACAAACCCCCAUACAAGCACUGGAGGAUGCUGUAUUUAACGACGAAUAUCAUCAUGUUAAGAUGCAGGUCUGGCAGUCCAGUGAGGGUAUUUUUGUUUUCCUUUUGGGGAUUUUCCUCCUAAAUAGCCUUUCUGUUCUUGACAUUCUGCCAAUGCUUGGAGUCAAGUUUGUGUUUCAGCAGAAUUUACCGGAUACAGCAAGAGAAAUGGUAAAGGUUGUGGAAUCGAUUGGGCAAAAUGUGUUGGCCUUGGACCUGAAUUUUAUCCUUUCAUCGCUAUUCUCGUGUCCAUUCAGAUGGUGGAUUUUUAAUAGCUUGAUGCAUAAGCAUUUGUUUAUGUCUCUGUUUUAUAAUUUUAGUUGGUUUUUAACAAAGCUGUUUUUCUUGCUGACUGUCCUUCCCUCCGUCCACACUGACGUACACCACUCUGCUUUAUCUCAUCAGAUUUUGCACAUUGUGAUAUACAAAAGACCUUAUGUGAAAUGCUUCCCAGAGAAACAGCUGAGAGCCGUAUUUGCGGGGGGGGGGGGGGGGGGGGGGCAGCAACGACGGCAAAAGCACACAGCCUCUCUAGCAGUUCCUUAGCAGCAGCAUCUUUGAAAUGCAAAAGAGACACUUUCUUGUGUGUUUUAGGCUCCGUUCUUUCCCACCAGACUGUUGAUUUUACUUCCCCCUGUUUUGUUUUUUUAGUAACAAGUUACUAGAAGACAUCUUCUGUCAUUUGCAUCCUUCCCCAAAACUUUUGUCUGUACAUUUAAGGCAGAAGUGAAACAAGGCAUUUAGUAACGAAAUAGAUGCGUUUGCGUCACUACCUAAGUUUGCUUUAUGGCUUCAGAAAAAAAGGGGCCCUGACCCUGACGUCAAAUAUUUAUUACCUCACCUGAUACUAGUUUUGGCUUAUUCGUUUGUAAAAUGGUUUCUUUGACACUAUCUCCUUGUUUGUUUGUUUGUUUUUUAAUCCAUGUCUUUCUGGCAGCCUUGGAAUAUAUUCCCAUUAAAGUUAGCCUACUUUUA
Molecule: messenger RNA, 5313 nt
Organism: Sphaerodactylus townsendi
Lineage: Eukaryota; Metazoa; Chordata; Lepidosauria; Squamata; Sphaerodactylidae
Gene: NFRKB
Product: nuclear factor related to kappaB binding protein
Exons: 27
Coding region: 206-4165 (1319 amino acids)
Cellular component (GO): Ino80 complex
Molecular function (GO): protease binding
Source: RefSeq, a predicted model, not a curated record